GAACGUUGAUUAGAAGUUGUGUCGAGAAAUCAGCUCAUUCAAUAAGGUCAAAAUUACAGUAUUAUGCAUCCAGUGAGAUUUGGAGCCCUAACAUUUGGAAAACUGCUGAGAUAACGAGGUAUACAGCAGAAUGAUGUAAAGGAGUGUUGAGUGUAGUAGGAGCACAGCACCAGUCAUGGAGCUUUCACCACACGUACAAGAGAAGCUUCUCUCAGGCCACAAGCUCACUGCUGUAGUUGAAGCAGGACUCGUACAAGAAUUUAUCAAGACAACACGAGUCGUGGCACUGAUUGAAGUAACUACUCAGGAAAUCAAGCAAGGAGGAGAGCAGGCAUUGCUUAUCUUCCAGACUGCAAGAGUUCCAGUUCACAGUGCAAUUGACCUUAGCAUUGAGCAAGUUCUUCCAAUUGACAGUAAUCUCAAGUGUGAGCUUGAUACAUCAAGUACAGAUGUUGAUACUGAUGUCCUAGUGAAUAUCACAUCGGGUAAAGUUCGGCUACUUUUUGAAAUGCCAUUCAGUCAACGUACAAAUACUUUCGUCUCGGAAGUUUUAAGAGCUGCUGAAGUUAUCAGUAAGCGCCGUGGGCCACCUCCAGAAUUUACCUGGCUGCUACCAUAUCAUCAGAGCUCAUCCAGCAAUACCAGUGCAAGAGAGACAGCAGACAUGAGGCUCUCUGUGCCAGCUACUUGUUCAGAUGGUGUGGCUGGUGAUGCAGUCAGCCCACGUGAUGUUAGUGUGGAUGUUGCACAGAUCCCACCUACACCUUACCUUGACCCUGCUCUCAGUAAUGCUGACAACAGUAGUUUGCAUCAUGACAGUGACAAGAGCCCCGAUCUUGGGGUUAACAGACACAAUAUUGCCCAAGGAAUUUCCCCAACACCCAUUGCUGCUCGGGAGAGUCACAUCAGACACCAGAUGGCACUUCGUGAGGAUUCCUAUACAGAUAUUCAGAAUUUUACAGUUUUUGCAGGCACGUGGAAUGUUAAUGGUAGAUCACCAACUGUUGGGCUCGCUGAGUGGCUGUCUGUGGAUGAAGACCCUCCUGAUGUGUAUGGUAUAGGCUUCCAGGAAUUAGACCUUAACACAGAAACAUUCCUUUUCAAUAAUACUCCAAAGGAACAAGAAUGGCUAAAUGCAGUACUGAAUGGCAUCCACCCGAAAGCUAAGUACCAGAAAGUGCGUUUGGUCCGUCUUGUGGGAAUGAUGCUCAUUGUGCUGGUGCAAGAGAAACACUUGGCUUAUGUUCGCAGUGUUUCCACUGACACUGUUGGUACUGGCAUCAUGAAUAAAAUGGGAAACAAAGGCGCUGUGUCUGUGAGGCUAGAUUUACACAGCACAUCUAUUUGUUUUGUCAAUGCACACUUGGCAGCACACCAAGAGGAGUUGGACCGCAGAAAUGAAGACCAUGACUGUAUAUUUCAGCGAACGUGCUUCAACUUAAACAUUAACAGCCCACCCAAAACUAUAAAAGACCAUGAGCAUAUAUACUUCAUUGGGGACAUGAACUACCGGAUAAAUCCCUGUGAUGUGAACAUCAGGGAGGUUGCGAGCAGUAAUAAAUUCAGUAUUCUCCUGGAAAAUGACCAACUUACACAGCAGCGAAAUUUAAAACGAAUAUUUCACAAAUUCAAGGAAGGGAACAUUACCUUCAGACCGACAUUCAAGUAUGACGUUGACAGCGAUGAAUGGGACUCAAGUGAGAAGGCAAGAUUACCUGCUUGGUGCGACCGAAUUCUGUGGCAUGGAGAAGGAAUCGCUCAAGUUGUGUAUCGCUCACAUCCAGCCCUGAAGAUUAGUGACCAUAAGCCUGUGAGCGCUCUCUUCCAGGCUGGGAUAAAGGUGAUUGACACACGCCGGUAUCGACGUAUUUACGAGGAAGUGAUGAAGAAGCUUGAUAAGCUUGAAAAUGAAUUUUUACCUCAGGUAACCAUUGAUACCACAGAGAUUAUUUUAGAACCAGUGAAAUUUCUUCAGCCACAAACUAAAUACCUCACAAUUGCAAAUACUGGGCAGGUACCUGUGCAGUUUGAAUUUAUUAAAAAGUUAAAUGAUACUAGUUUCUGCAAGCCAUGGCUUUCUAUUAGACCAUAUGUUAACUUUAUUAUGCCAGGUGAUAAAUGUGAUGUUGCACUUGAGGUACUGGUGGACAAGCGUACAGCAGCACAGCUCAACUCAGGAACAGACAAACUCUAUGAUAUUCUUGUGCUGCACUUGGAAGGUGGCAAAGAUCUCUUUAUUACUAUCACUGGUGACUAUGAGAGAAGUUGUUUUGGAUCUUCCAUAAAUGCUCUUGUUCACAUGAAUAAGCCUUUCAAGGAAGUCUCUAUGGCUAAAUUGAUUGACCUGGAAAGUAAACAGCCUAGGGACUUAAGUGAGAUGCCUUAUGCUGUGCCAAAAGAACUGUGGUAUUUGGUUGACCACCUCCACUCACAUGCUCUACAAGUGGAGGGUCUUUUUACUUACAGUGGUCUCCAAAAGGAAAUUGUAGAAAUCAGGACUAGCUUAGACGAAGGAGUUCCCAGUGAUCUGCUACCAGGCAGUGUUCAUUCUGUAGCAGAAGCUCUACUACUAUUUUUGGAGGCAUUACCAGAACCUGUUAUUCCUUAUAGUCUUUACCAUGCUGCAUUGGAGGCAACACCAAACUUUUCUCUCUGCAAAGAUAUAAUAUACAAGCUGCCUGAUUACCAUCGGAAUGUAUUUACUUACCUAAUGGCGUUCCUGAAAGAACUUCUAAACCACUCAGAAGAUAAUAACCUUGAUGCUAAAACUCUUGCCUUGGUUUUUGGCAGCAUAUUACUGAGAGAGCCUGUUAAUGCAGCUUCAGAUCGCCGGACCUCACCUCAAGCAGUCGAGAGAAAGAAACAGACUUUUGUCCAUCAUUUUCUCAUGAAUGAAUACGAGUAAGGAUAAUUCAUACAGGUUACCCUGUCUCGGUGGGAGACGGACAGUGUGUUAAAAAAUGCAGGGUAUUCUUUAAUGUGCAAUGUUUCACCCAUGAAGGAUGUUUAUCAAGUACAUAGCAAAUAUAUCACAAGACGCAUAGCAUACAGUAAGUGAAAUCAGGGUGAACAGGUUAGGUAACACAUUGCAAAAGGAGUACUGCAGUAAGUCCACCAGCCAGUGCUAGGUACAAGAAAGGGAUGGGAGGGUAAAGGCAUUAAAGGAAGAAUGAAGGAACACUGCAGUAGGAAUGUUGACUCAUGUUAAGUUUUCCAUGGUGAUCUUAGGACAGCAUGAGAGAUUGGCCUAGCCAAGAUAUACUAUUCUCAGUUUUGUUCAUUGGUGUUGCUGAAAUUCAUUGGUUGAAGCUUCAAGGCAUAUAUGCAUAUUUCUCUGUUAUUUUCUUGGAAAUAAGUGUCCAGGGCCCAAGACUGUUCAGUUGCCUCCCAGCAUACAUAAGGGGGAUUACCAAUUGACCCCUGGCUGUCUUCAAGAAGGCACUGGACAGGCACCUAAAGUCAGUACCUGACCAACCGGGCUGUGGUUCGUACAUCAGCUUGCAUGCGGCCAGCAGUAACAGCCUGGUUGAUCAGACCCUGAUCCACCUUGAGGCCUGGCCUCAGACUGGGCCGCGGGGGUGUUGACCCCCGAAACCCUCUCCAGGUAACCCCAGGUAAGUAUGUCCUUUGCCAUGAAAAGGGAAUGUGAGUUAUAGUGCACUGUGCAUAUAUUAUUAGUGUUUCCAGCAGAAAUUACCAGAACUUUUAGACUUAGUAAAUCACUAAAGAAAGCAGGGGUCUACAGUAUUCUAUAUGGGAGAUGUAUUAAGGUUUACAUAAGGAAAACAGCUGGAGGUGUACUUGCAUGUCUUCAGGUGCAUAAAUAUAAUGGCAGAGAUUAACAACACUGACAAUACAUGCAUAAUGCACCAUAAUUCUCUUGUCCUCAUGGCAUGAAACAACUAACUCAUUUUUCUCCAUACCCCUCAUGGAAGGUUCCUUGAUGCUGGUGAAAAGUUCUUGCAUCAAGGAAUUGGUCAUGUCUUUCCUUCCUUGGAUCGAACUUGAUUACCUACCAUUUCUCAGGCACCGUGUGACUGGGGGAUUUACUGAUUCCUUCUAAAUAUAAUAGAUGGGAGCAAGUGGAGUCAGAUGCACCAUAAUUGCCUUUCCCACCUCCAAGACUUGACUCUUAGUGGUGGGAAGGGCAGUGUUUACACUCUGGAGGGGUAUGGAUGUUGCAGUUCAAAGUUCCAGCUAUAUUGUGAUGUCAGCACUCAUCUGGAAAAGCAUAGAUUGAGUGAAUGAUGGCAAAUGUGUUUUCUUCUUUGGGUUAUGUUGCCUUGGUGGUCGACAAUCGUUGAGGUAAAUAAGAAUAAUAUAAGAAUAAAAAUAAGUACAGUGGGAAGUACAGUGUCUGCAUUCUAAAGGAGGACUGGGGAUAUUUGCUGUUUGGAGGAACAUCUAAACUCUCAUAUCUACACACCUCUGAAAAGACAGUGACAGUGUAAAUGAUGGUGAAAGUGUUUCUUUUUUCAGAUCACUCUACCUUGGUGGGAGAUAGCCAGCACAUUAAAAAAAAAAUCUUGAAGCCUCAACCAUUUAACUCACAUGAGCUGGUGAGCUUACUGCAGUGGUCCUCUUGUGUUGUGUUACCUGAUGUCCUCUUUACCUUGACAUUACUGUAUGCUGAUGUGUUUUGUGAUAUGAUCUCUCUGGGUUGAAUGUUGCAUACUAAAGGUUUCCUUGCCUGUUAUGUCUUAAUCUUUUCAUACUAGUAUUUUGAUAUUAAUGUACUCUUAUUUUAGAUGCCUUGUACUUGCUGCUUUGUCAUCAUAAUGUGUGCAGGUACAGUAGUUUGGAACUUGAUCAAUGCAUUCUUUUCAAAAGUAGAUUAAAGGUUGUUAAAAUUUUAUGAAGAGAAAGACAUUGUAAAAAUACUUAAAAAAUUGUCAGUUUUACAAAAUGCAGUGGUACCUUGAGUUACGAACUUAAUUCGUUCCAGAAGGUUGUUUGAGUGGCGAUACCGAAUGAAUUUGUUCACAUAAGGAAUAUGUAAAUUAGAUUAGUGUGUUUCAGACCCCCAAAAAUACACUUACAAAAGCACUUACAUAAUUGUUCGAGUUGGGAGCUGUUCGAAACUCAAGGUACCACUGUACUUAAAAAAUUGCUAGUUUUGCCUGAGACAUUUUAUCUUGAGGAGUUUCAGAUUGGUUUUAUUUAAGGGCACACCAGAGUGUCAAUAUCAGUGGAUAUCGGCUAAUUUUGAUGGUAUCGGUGCCAGUAUCACUGGGUAUUAGCUACUCUUGAUGGUAUUGGUAUCAGCAAAAGAUUUGGUAUCUCCCAUCUCUGGUUUUAUUAUAAAUAAAAUUUGGUGGUAUGGUUUUUUAUUGAAUGGUAUAAUUUAAUAACAUUAAUUCUAUCUUCACUGGGUAAAUAGUAGGACCUGCCUAACAGUGUUAAUGCAUUCCUGAAAAUUAUUUGCAAGUUGACUGUUCAGAACUUGAAACCUGUUUUCCCAUAGACACCCAUGUUAUAAUCAGAGAUGCAUUCUCAAACCAUAAUAUUGAUUAUCUAAUUCUUUUUUUUUAUAUUAAGUAUAUUUACACAGUAGUUUUCAUUCAAUACUAUUCAUUUUCAAUUAUGAAUAGUAUUAAACAUUAUUUAAUAUAAUCUAUAUAUGCAAAACAACCACAGACAGAAGUUGAAUGAUAGCUCAGGGCCUUUUGUGUUACAGGCCACUUUUUGAAGAACUUGCAACAGUGCAACACGAAAGGCCUAGAGCUAUCAUUCAGUUUCCCCCUGUGGUUUUGUAUUUGUUAUCACUAGUUUGCAGUUAUUCCACAUUAUAUAUACAGCCUCUCCUCACUUAACACUGGAGAUAGGGACCUAAGACCCCGUCGGUAAAUGAAUUUGUCACUAAACGAGGAGCAUACUAUAAUGGUAGUGAAUUUGUCACCCAUCUUCGAUAUUGUUUUAAUGUCACCUUUACACCAUUUAUAACAUUUCUGGUAUAUUUUCAAAUGUUUAUACAGCAGUGUACUGUAUAUUGUAAUGAACAGAACUUAGGAAAUCAGCUCUAAUAUGCAUUAUUUAGGUAUAAAUACUGGUCAGAGAGCCCGUGGUAAGCCCGAGGCAUCGGUAAACAAGUAUGUUGCUAAGAUGAGGAGACGGCCGACUUGUUGAAAAAAAAAAAUAGUAGUAGGUUGGUAAGUAGCAACCGCCCAGGGAGGUACUACCGUCCUGCCAAGUGAGUGUAAAACGGAAACCUGUAAUUGUUUUACAUGAUGGUAGGAUUGCUGCUGUCCAUUUUUCUGUCUCAUAAACAUGCAAGGUUUCAGGUACGUCUUGCUACUUCUACUUACACAUAGGUCACACUACACAUACAUGUACAAGCAUAUAUGUAUAUACACACCCCUCUGGGUUUUCUUCCAUUUUUCUUACUAGUUCUUGUUCUUGUUUAUUUCCUCUUACCUCCAUGGGGAAGUGGAACAGAAUUCUUCCUCCGUAAGCCAUGCGUGUUGUAAGAGGCGACUAAAAUGCCGGGAGCAAGGGGCUAGUAACCACUUCUCUUGUAUAUAUUACUAAAUGUAAAAGGAGAAACUUUCGUUUUUCCUUUUGGGCCAUCCCGCCUCGGUGGGAUACGGCCGGUGUGUUGAAAGAAGAAAGAAUAUAUAUAUAUACAUGUAUAUAUAUGGAAAUGGGAAGUACAAUGCCUGCACUUUAAAGGAGGGGUUUGGGAUAUUGGCAGUUUGGAGGGAUAUGUUGUGUAUCUUUAUACAUAUAUGCUUCUAAACUGUUGUAUUCUGAGCACCUCUGCAAAAACAGUGAUAAUGUGUGAGUGUGAUGAAAGUGUUGAAUGAUGAUGAAAGUAUUUUCUUUUUGGGGAUUUUCUUUCUUUUUUGGGUCACCCUGCUUCGGUGGGAGACGCCGACUUGUUGAAAAAAAAAUAUAUAUAUAUAUAUAUAUAUAUAUAUAUAUAUAUAUGACUUGUGAGUUUUCUGUUUUGAAGAAUAUAAACAAGAAUAACACAUGAAUGAUGAAGCUUUGAAUUAAAAGGUGUAUCAUGCUAGGUGAGGAUUAUUAUGAGUAUUUGUAAUCUCUGCCUUGUGUAUUGUUAUCACAGUAUGUAAGAUGAAGAGACUUGUGAGUUGAUGGCCUAAGUGGCUGACAACGACAACAACAACGAACGACAACACACACACACACACACUCUACACACAAAAUGACUUGAAAUAGCGAAGUGGUUUGGACAUUUAGAAUCUUUUUGAAAGAUUAGACAGACAUAUUUGAAUAAUGAGAGAGGCACCACAAUAUUGUGUCAAACUUUAUAGUUUGGUGAAAUAUGUAAAGUUUGGAUAAACAACCCCAGUGAAGAGUGAAAGACAUUGGUGUACUAAUAUUCCUCAGGAGACAGAAAUUUUAAAUAAAAUUAAUAUUUUAUAUAUUAAAAUUUGUAUUUUGGUUCAUUAAUAAUUAGCAUGCAUAAUUAUUUGAGCAUUCAGCUCAGUUUAAAGAAUAAUUCUAUUUCUGGUGGUUAGGGCGAGAUGUACAGUAUACUUAACUAUCUCUGUAUUGUACCAGUUGCCCACAUUUACCUAGUGGUAAAUAGGUGCCUAAGCAUUAAUCAGCUCUUGUGGGUUGCAUCUUGGGGAGGAUGCCAAUGAAAAAAGCUGUACUUUAGUAAAACUUCAAUUUAACUGAUUUCAGAGAUAAAAUCUUCUGCAUAAAUUGAUUUCAAAAAUAAUGAACAAAGUCCAUUGUUUCUGAAAUUUUUAUCCACCACAAAAGAUCAGUAUAGUUGCUCUGCAGUACUUUUAACUUCUAUAUUUUCAAUGAUUGCUUUAGUGUGCAUUUUACUGUACGUAUACUGUAGUGUAUUAUAGUGUUCCUGUUUUUAACAUUAUUCAGGUUUCAUGGGCACUCAGUAUCACUGGACACACACACUCCUUCCUUUUAGUCUGCUAAAUUGAGGUUUUAUUAUUCAGUGUUUAGAACACUAUGCUGAUGUGCUUGAAGGAAACUCAAGGAUGAAAACUAUGGUUAUUUCUUGUAAUGUGUAAAUUUUUUAUUGUUGAUAUAAUAGUUAAAACUGCUUGUAAUCAACUAAAAAUGCUCAUUCUUUAUACUGUGGUUUGACCAUGAACUAUUAGAGACUAUUUAGACCACAUUUUAACCCGUAAAUGGUCCAAACGUAUAUACGUUUUUUCAACAUUUGACUAUGUAAAAAAUACUUUGAUCUACUUUUUUUUUGUUAUAUUUGAAAAUAUGUAAAAAAAAAAGUAGAUCUACUUUUGUAGCACUACACAUGUAAACGUAGAUCUGCUUGGACCGUUUACGGGUUAAUGAAUAUGGUAAAAGGGUUAUUAAAUGCAAGAUAUGCUGUUGUGUGAUCAGUUGCAAGGUUAGAUAUAUUGUGUUGUGGAAGAUAUGCAAUAUCAUUAGGAUGAAUGCUACUUCAAGAAAGGUGUCUUGAUCCAUAAAAUUGUUUCUAUUCUUCCUUGGAUCAGACCCGAUUGAAUUAAAUUGAGUUAUGUAUUUCCUACUGGUUUAGCACCCCUACCCCUGAAUAUAACAAUUUAAGGUGAUUGUUUUUUUUUUUUUUUUUUUUUGUAUAAUCAUUUUCAUUAGUUAGUACUGCCUACAGGAGGUCCUUAACUUAGAAAUGCUUAGUUACAGUUGUCUGCACUUAUAAAUGGAGCACUCAUGAACCAGUUAAGUUUCAAAACUGCCAAGCCACACUAUACAUCACUGUACACAUAACUCUUAAUUUGAAAAACCAGAACCUCUACUCGUUUGUAAGUUCUGUACCUCGUGCAAAAUAUUUUGUAUAUGAUGUAAUCUUUUUUUAAAUUCAUGGGAAGCAUUAUGCUCAUAAGGCUCAUACAGCCUCUUAGCUCUAAGGAGUGGGGUGAAAAUCAGGUUUGAUCUGAUGAAGGGUAGGGUAGUUUGUUCCUUAAAUCAAGAGCCUUUCAGCAACACCAAGGCACUUCCCAUGAAGGAAUUUAUAAAAGGCCAAAUGGGCAAUAGAUGAAGAUUCUUCAUUGAAUAUAAUUCUGAUAAUUUUAUUAAUGCUUAAAAUUUUAAUUUGAGAAAUUAAUUAAAUCCUCACUAAUGGGCUCUUGAUCCAGGGAAGUGGACUUACCUUCUCCUUUUUUAGGAUUGAUCCUGAUUGCUUUCAGAGUCAGUGUUUCCCUCAAGAUUGUACUAAAUUGUAAGCAGUAGCUUAUGCCUAGAUUGCAAUUCCAAAUAUAUUUUUCAAACCCAAAAUACUACACACUUGGAAUUUAUUAAAGUAGCAAAUGAUUGGUUUACUACAAGUUGUGCAAUAUAUGCUUUAAUAAUGUUGCUCAAGAAUUGUCAUGUCAGUUAACAAUAAUCACCUUUUGUAACCAUUUGUGAUAUUUGAAGGAUUAAUACAGUCUUAUUGUCUUUGAUGAAAGAAUGGCAAGAGUGAUUGUAAUAUACAGUUAUAAUUUGCUGCACUAGUUAUGUAAUAUUUAUGUCGUAAACAUAUUACUAAUUAAGUUGAGAAGGCAAGAUACAAUAUAUGAUAAUCUUGUUAAGA
Cherax quadricarinatus is the source of this 9508-nucleotide messenger RNA. RefSeq names its product Oculocerebrorenal syndrome of Lowe (gene Ocrl). Gene Ontology annotation, biological process: phosphatidylinositol dephosphorylation; signal transduction. Gene Ontology annotation, molecular function: inositol phosphate phosphatase activity; phosphatidylinositol-4,5-bisphosphate 5-phosphatase activity. The record is from RefSeq and is a predicted model, not a curated record. Gene Ontology annotation, cellular component: membrane. NCBI's taxonomy places the organism in Eukaryota, Metazoa, Arthropoda, Malacostraca, Decapoda, Parastacidae.